This is a messenger RNA of Scleropages formosus (Asian bonytongue), 2617 nucleotides long. RefSeq names its product ATP-binding cassette, sub-family B (MDR/TAP), member 7 (gene abcb7). Lineage: Eukaryota; Metazoa; Chordata; Actinopteri; Osteoglossiformes; Osteoglossidae. The transcript has 16 exons. Gene Ontology annotation, biological process: transmembrane transport; intracellular iron ion homeostasis. The record is from RefSeq and is a predicted model, not a curated record. Gene Ontology annotation, cellular component: mitochondrial inner membrane. Gene Ontology annotation, molecular function: ATP binding; ATP hydrolysis activity; ABC-type transporter activity. The coding region runs from base 87 to 2330 and encodes 747 amino acids.
CUGAACCCGGACGUGAUACGGCGGCAGGGGCUUAGCAUUCGGCAAACUUCGGAAGCUGUGGGACUUCUGUGUCUUUUUCGUUCAUCAUGGCGCCGCUGCUUAUUCCUUUGCAGUGUGACUUCCACUUGCAGAGACGAAAACUAGCCUUUUUACUUAGACAGGCGAGCUUGUAUCACAGCCUGAGACACGCGGACGACAGGAGCGAAGUUCGACGGAGGAGGUGGUGCCAGCAGCAGCAGUUAGGCACAGGUGGGAGGAGUACUGUUUGGACGAACCUAAGAUGUGAAAACAGCAGACGGAUAUUAGACGGUGCUAAGGACCUGCACCUGUGGCAGCUGACGGGGAAGCGGACAUGUUGGCACGGUCAUGCCGGUGGGGGUCUGAACGCAGAUCCCAAGAAUGUGCUGAAAGAGGUGGACUCCAGGAAAAUCCUGGCGGCGAUGCUGUCAUACGUGUGGCCCAAGGACAGACCUGACUUACGGGCACGAGUAGCCAUCUCUCUGGGCCUGCUGGCUGGAGCCAAGGUUACCAACAUCAUGGUGCCCUUCAUGUUUAAAUAUGCAGUGGACGGCCUGAACCAGAUGUCGGGAAACCUGCUGAACCUGAGCGAGGCACCAAACACCGUGGCGACCAUGGCGACGGCCGUCCUCAUUGGCUAUGGGGUGUCACGAGCCGGAGCUGCUCUCUUCAACGAGUUGAGGAAUGCUGUCUUUGGGAAGGUCGCCCAGAGCUCUAUCCGCAGGAUAGCCAAGAAUGUCUUCCUGCACCUGCACAGCCUGGAUCUGGGAUUUCACCUCAGUCGCCAGACGGGAGCGCUGUCCAAGGCCAUCGACAGGGGCACACGAGGCAUCAGCUUUGUGCUGAGCGCUCUGGUCUUCAACCUGGGGCCUACCGUCUUCGAAAUGGCUCUCGUCAGCACUAUUUUGUAUUAUAAGUGUGGCGGCCAGUUUGCCUUGGUUACUAUUGGGACCCUUUCAACGUACGCAGCAUUCACCGUUGCGGUCACACAGUGGAGGACCCGUUUCAGGAUAGAAAUGAACAAAGCUGAUAACGACGCUGGAAACGCUGCCAUCGAUUCCCUUCUGAAUUAUGAGACUGUGAAGUAUUUCAACAAUGAAAAGUAUGAAGCAGAGAGGUACGAUGGCUUCCUGAAGACCUACGAGUCAGCCUCCCUGAAGACCACGUCGACGUUGGCCAUGCUGAACUUUGGGCAGAGCGCCAUCUUUAGCAUUGGCCUGACCUCCAUCAUGGUGUUGGCCAGCAAGGGCAUCAUGGCAGGCACCAUGACAGUUGGGGAUUUGGUGAUGGUCAACGGGCUGCUCUUCCAGCUUUCGCUACCUCUCAAUUUCCUGGGCACUGUGUACAGGGAGACCAGGCAGGCCCUCAUUGACAUGAACACCCUCUUCACCUUGCUCAGCGUCGACACCAAAAUCAAGGAGAAAGACCUGGCCCCCCCGCUGGUGGUGUCGGCCCAGGAGGCCACCAUCCGCUUCGAGGACGUAUACUUCGAGUACCUGGAGGGGCAGAAAGUGCUCAACGGGGUGUCAUUCGAGGUGCCCGCCGGGAAGAAGGUCGCCAUCGUAGGAGGCAGUGGCUCCGGGAAGAGCACAAUUGUGCGCUUGCUGUUCCGCUUCUACGAGCCCCAGCAAGGCAACAUCUACAUUGCGGGCCAGAACAUCCGUGACGUGAGCCUGGAGAGUCUGAGGAGGGCCGUGGGUGUUGUUCCGCAGGAUGCCGUGCUCUUCCAUAACACCAUCUAUUACAACCUGCUCUACGGGAAUGUCCACGCCUCCCCUGAAGAGGUGUACAGGGUUGCCAAGCUUGCGGGUAUCCAUGACGCUAUCCUCAAGAUGCCCCAUGGGUAUGAGACCCAGGUGGGGGAGAGGGGCCUCAAGCUCUCAGGGGGGGAGAAGCAGCGCGUGGCCAUUGCCCGGGCCAUCCUGAAGAACCCGCCCAUCCUGUUGUACGACGAGGCCACGUCUUCCCUGGACUCCAUCACCGAGGAGAAUAUAUUGAGCGCCAUGAAGGAGAUGGUUAAGGACAGGACGUCUGUCUUCAUCGCCCACAGACUGUCCACCAUUGUGGACGCUGAUGAGAUUUUAGUCCUGAAUAAGGGGAAGGUUGCGGAGCGGGGAACCCACCAGGCCCUUCUGAAUACCCCGGGUAGCCUCUACUCGGACCUGUGGAACACCCAGAACAACAGGGUCUUGAACAACAAAGGGGCGACCGACCCUGUGAGGGAGCACCUCUCCCAGAAGGAGGAGGAGAGGAGGAAGCUGCAGGAGGAGAUCCUCAACAGCGUAAAGGGCUGCGGCAACUGUUCCUGCUGAGGAGCGCCUGACAUCGUUGAGCCCUGAGGCUUCAGGGGACACGCCAACCGGAGACACGUGCUUCCAGUCCUGGAGCAUCUGCCACAGCUCUCGGGCCGUACGCCACAGGCCGCCUGUCACCGGAGUCCGGCGCCCUUUCCUCCUCCCUACGCUCACCCACUUCAGUCCCAGUACACUCUGCACCCGCUCCUUCCUGGAGGUACCGCUCAUGAAAGUGGGAAGCUAAAAACCAUUUGUUUGACACAAUGCUACCCCCCAAAAAAAAAAAAAAAAAAAAAAAAAAAAAA